CGGGUCUGGUUUUCUCCAGCAGGAGAGACACGGCGGGAUCGAGAGGACGAGAGGAUCGAUGAUGUGACGAGGACGUGACUGUCCACCUGCGGGUCAUCAUGUCCAGACAGAGGAGUUCAAAGACCCUGAUCAUCGCAGACGAUGAGGAGGUGGAGGAUCAGGAGCUGAACCCGUUCUCCUUCAGAGAGUUUCUUCGCUGGAAGAACCAGGAUCCACAUCAGGAGCCGGAGCCGGAGCACCAGGAGGAGCAGACACAGGGCCAGUCCAGCAGCUCUCAGAGGGUGUUUGAUGUCAGGAACUUGACCUUGGACCCUGACGUCCAGACCUGUUUCUUCUCUGAGCCCUCCCUGGCACCACAGGAUGAGGAGGAGGAGGGGUGGGGGCGGGGCUUCCAGUCAGGUGUGGACAGCACCUCCUCCCUCUGUACAGAGGAGGAGGAGGAGGAGGAGGAUGAAGAUGAAGAGGAGGAGACCAGAUUCUCCUCAAAACCUGAAGUCCAGCAGAGAGGAGGAGGAGGAGGAGGAGAGAACUAUGAAGGAGACGAUGAGACCUCUAUGGCAGAACCUGCCACCUCCUGCAGGAGGAAGAGUGGGAGGAGCAGCCAGGUACAACAGCUGAAGGAGGAGAACAUGUUGUUGAGGAGAACCAUCAGGGAGCUGCAAAGGAGAUCAGACGCUAAAGAACGCAGGGUUGUGGAACUCUCUGAGGAGCUGCUCCACAGGAGGCAUCAGGAGGAGAAGGAGGCUCAGGACCUGGAGAGCAUGGUUCACUCUGUGGAGCAGAACCUCCACCUGAUGACGAAGCGAGCGGUGAAAGCAGAGAACAGUGUUUCCAAACUGAAGGUGGAGCUGCAGCAGCUGCAGGUGGAGGUGGACUCUCUGCGGUCAGAGAACGACAGUCUGAAGGCGGCAGAGUCUCAGGUCAUCAUGACGAUGAGACAAAACGCACAUGUGGCGUCUGAGUACCUGAAGAAGACAGCAAGCCACGCCCACUCCUCCAUCCGUCAGCUGUUGGGGGAAGCAGAGACUCUAAGUUUGGUUUCUCAUCUGCUUCAGUCCAUUGAUAAGAUCUCCAACGUGGACUCACAGACCUGAAAUCUUCUGGACUGUUUCUGUUCUGGACCCUCAGACAAGGAGGGAUUGUUGUUCAUGUGUUCACCCUGUUUUAUAAUAAAUUACUUUGUUUAA
Molecule: messenger RNA, 1187 nt
Organism: Seriola dumerili (greater amberjack)
Lineage: Eukaryota; Metazoa; Chordata; Actinopteri; Carangiformes; Carangidae
Gene: entr1
Product: serologically defined colon cancer antigen 3
Exons: 10
Coding region: 99-1094 (331 amino acids)
Biological process (GO): positive regulation of cilium assembly; positive regulation of protein localization to cilium; regulation of cytokinesis
Cellular component (GO): ciliary basal body; early endosome; midbody
Source: RefSeq, a predicted model, not a curated record